UAAAGACGUCAGCCCAACAUGGCGACCUCCAUGGCGCGACGGUCCUGUGUGUUUUGCUGUACAGGAAUAAACGCGAUUAGGCAGCAUGUCCCACCACUGAACGCUCUGCUGGGACACAUGAGCAACACUUUACAGUCCAGUGUUAGUUACGGGACCCGUGAGACAGAUGGCACACAGGAAGCCCAAGUGCACAUUCCAGUAGAGCGUCUGACGGUAUCUUACAGUAGAAGCAGUGGUCCUGGGGGUCAGCAUGUCAAUAAAGUCAGCACAAAAGCAGAAGUCCGAUUCCAUGUGCAAACAGCAGAAUGGAUCCCAGAAGAUGUUCGGAAAAAAAUCCUUGAGAAGAACAAGAACCGUAUCACUAAGGCCGGGGAGCUGCUGGUGACCUCAGAGCUGAGCCGGAGCCAGCAGAGAAACCUCUCUGACUGCAUACAGAAAAUCUCCACCAUCAUAGCAGAGGCCAGUGAGAAGCCCCAUGAACCUACAGCCGAAGACAUCGCUCUCAGGGCAGCCAGGUCAGAGAAGAGGAACAAGGAGAGACUCAGACAGAAGAAGAUCCACUCAGUUACCAAGCAGAGCAGAAGAGUGGAUUUUGACUGACUGAUCGUUAUGCUUCUACCUCCUAUGACUGAGUGACCAUAUAAAUUAAUUCUGUGAUUUUUUUUGUUUGUUUUACAUUUUAUUUUUAUUGAGCAUUUCCAUAUUGAACAUUGGUACACAAUAAGGGGAAAUAAAAAGGGAAAGAGAGAAAAAAAGGGACCUAAAGACCAACACAGAUUUAUCAAACAUUUAAGAAAGCCAUCUGGCAAGAGGGGAAUAUAAAUAAAAGAUUCUAUAGGGUUUUGGUACAAAGUUAUGAAUAUUUUGCAUAGAGUUCAACACUGAUGCAGGGUGAUUAAUUGCGAAGAAAGAGUUUCCAUUUUUUCCAGUAUUGUUCACAUUUUUCUGUAGAAUCUCUAAGGGAAAAAGUCAAUCGCUCCAUUGCAUAAAGUUCAUGUAUUACGUCCAUCCAUUCCGAAACAGUAGGUGGUUCCUCCUUUAAUCAUUUUCUUGUUGUGGCCUUUUUUGCUGGCUGCUUGCAAUAUUUGUAACAGGUCUCUGUCCUGUUUCGUCAAACCAGUUGGGUUAUUGCCAAGAUAGAAUAUGGCGAGCUCUCCUGCAGCUGUACCCCGGUGAUCAGUUUAAUGGUGUUAAUCGCUUCCGUCCAGUAGGGGGAAAUCUUAGGGCAUUUCCAAAAAAUGUGGAAAUGACCAGCUGAUGCGCAACCACAUUUCCUCCAACAUUUACCAUGUUUUGGAUUAUUGCUUUGGAGUUCCUUAAUUCUGGGAGUAAUAAAGAAUCUCACUACAUUGUUUAUAAUGUGGUUAACAUG
Messenger RNA from Archocentrus centrarchus (flier cichlid), 1372 nucleotides. RefSeq names its product peptidyl-tRNA hydrolase ICT1, mitochondrial. NCBI's taxonomy places the organism in Eukaryota, Metazoa, Chordata, Actinopteri, Cichliformes, Cichlidae. Bases 19 to 600 code for a protein of 193 amino acids. The record is from RefSeq and is a predicted model, not a curated record. Gene Ontology annotation, molecular function: peptidyl-tRNA hydrolase activity; translation release factor activity, codon nonspecific. Gene Ontology annotation, biological process: mitochondrial translational termination. The transcript is spliced from 6 exons. Gene Ontology annotation, cellular component: mitochondrial large ribosomal subunit.